Lipotes vexillifer (Yangtze River dolphin) is the source of this 2089-nucleotide messenger RNA. RefSeq names its product hyaluronidase 1 (gene HYAL1). Gene Ontology annotation, molecular function: hyalurononglucosaminidase activity. NCBI's taxonomy places the organism in Eukaryota, Metazoa, Chordata, Mammalia, Artiodactyla, Lipotidae. Gene Ontology annotation, cellular component: cytoplasmic vesicle. The record is from RefSeq and is a predicted model, not a curated record. Gene Ontology annotation, biological process: carbohydrate metabolic process; hyaluronan catabolic process. The transcript has 3 exons. The coding region runs from base 528 to 1823 and encodes 431 amino acids.
GUCAGGAAGUUUGGAGAAUAAGGCCUUUCAGCCCUGAGGUCAGCAGGGACAAGUGGGCAGCUGGGCGAGUGUACAGGAGGGCUGGGCUGACCUUUCCUGCGUCACUGAGCAUCCCCUCCUGCAUGGGUGGCCAGGAUUCCUGGGGGAAGCCCCCGCCUCCAUCAGUUGGCCAGCCUGGGGGCUGAGGGCCUGGCUCUCAGCCACUCUUCUCAAGACAGAUGUCAUGGCUUCUGUGGCCCUUGGGGAAAGGGGGUGGGCAAGCCAGGACAAGACCUCUGGGAGACAGAGGGCAGAGGUCGGCCCAAGAGGCAACUCGGAUGUGCCCUCUAGUGGCCGUGUUCCCCUCAAUGCCUCUCCUUUGCCCUCUGACUUCCCUGAACCCUGCAGGUCAAUAUUUACCUGAAGCCAGAACAGAGGUGGAUUAAUAAGGGGCUUGGCCUGCCUGCCCUCAGUAGGGGUCAGAGAGUUCAAGGCCUGCUUUCAUCUCUGCUUCCCCUGGCCAGGUUUCUCUAGACCUGCCCUGUGCCAUGGCAGCCCACCUGCUUCCCAUCUGCACCCUCUUCCUGAACUUGCUCGGCAUGGCCAAAGGCUCCAGGGACCCCGUGGUACCCAACCGGCCCUUUGCCACCAUCUGGAAUGCAAACACCCAGUGGUGUCUAGAGAGGCAUGGCGUGGACGUGGAUGUCAGUGUCUUUGAUGUGGUGGCCAACCCGGGGCAGACCUUCCGCGGCCCUGACAUGACCAUUUUCUACAGCUCCCAGCUGGGUACCUACCCUUACUACACACCUGCUGGGGAGCCCGUAUUUGGUGGCCUGCCCCAGAAUGCCAGCCUGGCUGUCCACCUGGUCCGCUCAUACCAGGACAUCCUGGCUGCCAUGCCUGCAUCCAACUUCUCAGGGCUGGCAGUUAUUGACUGGGAGGCAUGGCGCCCACGCUGGGCCUUCAACUGGGACACCAAGGACAUUUACCGGCAGCGCUCACGGGCACUGGUACAGGGGCAGCACCCUGACUGGCCAGCUCCUUGGGUGGAGGCAGCAGCUCAGGACCAGUUCGAGAGGGCUGCGCAGGCCUGGAUGGCAGGCACCCUCAGGCUGGGACAAGCACUGCAGCCUCGUGGCCUCUGGGGCUUCUAUGGCUUCCCUGAUUGCUAUAACUAUGACUUUAAAAAUCCCAACUACACCGGCCAGUGCCCACCAGGCAUCUGUGCCCAGAAUGACCAGCUGGGGUGGCUGUGGGGCCAGAGCCGUGCCCUCUACCCCAGCAUCUACCUGCCCGCAGCACUGGAGGGCACGAAGAAGGCACGGAUGUUUGUGCAGCACCGUGUGGGUGAGGCAUUCCGUUUGGCCGUGGGUGCAGGGUACCCUGAUCUGCCAGUGCUGCCCUACGUCCAGAUCUUCUACGACAUGACUAACCGCUUUCUGCCCCUGGAGGAGCUGGAGCACAGCCUGGGGGAGAGUGCAGCCCAGGGGGCAGCAGGAGUGGUGCUUUGGGUGAGCUGGGAGAACACAAGAACCAAGGAAUCCUGUCAGGCCAUCAAGGAGUAUGUUGACACGACACUGGGGCCCUUCAUCCUGAAUGUGACCAGUGGGGCUUUUCUGUGCAGUCAAGCCCUGUGCUCUGGCCAUGGCCGUUGUGCUCGGCGCCCCAGUCACCCCGAGGCCCGCCUCAUCCUCAGCCCCACCAGUUUCUCCAUCGAGUCCACGCCUGGUGGUGGGCCUCUGACCCUCCGAGGUGCCCUCUCACUCGAGGAUCGGUUGCGGAUGGCUGUGGAGUUCAAAUGUCGCUGCUACCGUGGGUGGACGGGAACAUGGUGUGAGCAGUGAGUGGGGCAUGUGGUGAUUGGCACAUGCACACAUUGAGUACCUAAUGCAAUCUGGACCCGGCUACAGCUUUCUCAAGUACAGGCACAGUCACAUGAGUCAUGGUCACAGUCAGAAGUACACUCAGGCACUGUCAUGAGCAUAUGCCAGCCCAUUCACACCUGCUUACAGACCAAGAUAGUUGCAUAAGGAGUUAGAGCCUUGGGCACCCACCCAGCAGAGUUAAAAAUAUUUCCUCCAGAGACAUUGAGCCAGUCUUUAAACUGCAG